AUGGCCUCCGAGCAGGUUCUCUCCGAACCGUUGCCGCCACCGCCGUCACCUCCGCGGGUCCCCGUGCCCGAGCCGGCGGUGAUGAAACUGACGCGUGGCCAUUCCUGCGUUCUUUGCCAGCAACGAAAAGUGCGCUGCGAUAAGCAAAAGCCAUGUGCCAAUUGCGUCAAGGCCCAGGUCGAAUGCCGCGUCGUACCUCCUCAACCGCCCCGGCGCCGGAAGAAGAAGCCGCACGAGCGGGACCUCAUCGACCGCCUGCGCAAAUAUGAGUCGCUGCUCUCCCAGGCCGGCGUCAACUUUGAGCCCAUCGCCCACGAUCUGAAGCCGUUAGACAACGGUGACGAUGUCGCCGACCUGGAACAGGAUCUUAGCGGGCUCAAGACGUCCCCAUCAAGUAACGCGGACCACGUCUCGCCCGACCACAGCCAUGAAAAACAAAAAUGGGCUGCGCUUCGGCAUGAGUACCGAGGCGAUGAUGAUGAAUCCUCAGACGAAGAAUACGAAGGCCCAACAAUACACAACGCCUAUGAUACCAUGUUCGGCAACAGCGACGGUUUCCCCUUCGUAGUCGGCGGCGCCCCUGCCAGCGUGACCACCGCCCACCCUGCUGGUAUCCAGAUGUUCCAGUUAUGGCAGAUCUACAUCAACAACGUCGACCCUUUACUCAAAAUCACACACACGCCCACGCUACAAUCCCAGAUCAUCAGUGCGAGUGCGAACCCGGCCAAGAUCUCCAAACCUCUCGAAGCACUCAUCUUUGCCAUUUAUUUCGCCGCUAUCACGUCUCUUACCGAAGAGGAGGUCCAAAGCACGUUCGACGAAGACCGAGCAAUUCUGCUCGGACGGUACCACAAUGCUACACAGCAAGCACUUAUUAACGCGGGCUUCAUGCGGUCGCCAGAACUGGAGGUGCUGCAGGCAUUCUUCCUCUACUUGCUGUGCGCCCGCCCCUUCGUGGACCCCCGCUCUAUGUUCUGCCUCCUUGGCUUGGCGUUUAGGAGCGCUACUCGGUUAGGUAUACAUCGGGAUGGCUCUUCUCAACCCAACGUGUCGCCGUUUGAGGCAGAGCAGCGGAGACGGCUGUGGUGGAAUAUCGUCGUCUUCGAUAAGCGAAUCGCCGAGAUCACCGGUUCCACGGUCACCGCGUUAUCCUCGUGUCCCAGCGACACAAGGUUGCCGCUCAACAUCAACGACACGGACUUAAAUGUUCACGCCGCGCAGCCAGGCCCCUACGCCGGACCGACCGAGAUGGUGUUUUGUCUCACCCGUAUCGAACUCACCGUGGCUGCGUCCCCUGACAGUGUUCGCCGGACCGUUACCACGCCCGGAGGACGGCCGUUACACAAACCGAUGGUGCAUUACAGCCCAUCCCCGUCGUCACCCGAUCUUGUGUCACACGUGGCGAACCAGAGUCUGCCGGAGAACCUUGCGAAUUUCUGCGCAUAUGUGGAGAACGUGUACCUGAAGCAAUGCGACCCGAAGAUCCCGCUACACUACUUCACGCUGCUCAUGACUCGACAAGCGCUGUGCAAGCUGCGCAUCAUCGACUUUCUCUGCCGAACCGCCAACACCGAAAACGUGGACCAAAACGAGCGCGACAGUUACUUUAUGGAAGCUCUCCGUAUGGUCGAGUAUGAUAACAUCAUCCAGAGCUCUGACAUACUCCAGGGUUUCCGAUGGUACACGUACGCUCAUUUCCCCUUGCCAGCGUAUCUCUGUCUGGUCUCGGAACUUCGGCACCGAACGACGGGUGAACUAUGUGAACGGGCUUGGGAUGUGAUGAUCGAGAACCAUGACCGGCGUGGUCUGUUACGCCGUCUCAAUAAGAACCCCCUACACAUUGCCUUCGGUCACUACUUCGUCAAAGCCUGGGACGCCCGCGAGGCUGCCGAGCUCCAGCUGGGCCGGUCACUCCCGACACCCAAGGUCGUCACACUACUACGAACCACUCUGGCCGCUAGAACUAGGCGCCCAACCACCAUGUCUUCCGGCCCCGGAAAUGCCGGCAUGAUCCCACCACACAGCCAACAACUCUCCGCCCAGCAACCACUGCCACCCGCACCUGCCAACAACAACAACCCCGGCGGGGUACCACCACCUUCCGACCUCGCGAUGGGCCCUCAUCCUCCCGACCUGACACCCCCAAACAUGUACGCCAGCGGCAACAAACAACACAUCCCCCAACCGUCCGUCUCCAACGCUGCGGCUCCAGGCGGCACAAUGAUGAUCGACGAUGCCAUUAUGUACCAGGGUUACGACGCCAUGGGGAACCCAAUGUACGGCGCCGGUGCCGGUAGUGCCGGCGGCCCGGCUACCAGCCAUCCCCACGCACACACCCAGCAUCCCCAACAUGCUGCCCACCAAAUGCAUCACGGUACAGCGGGUGCGGCGAACGCGCCGAUGCAAGAUACCGAACUUGGAGGCAUGGACUGGGAUUAUCUUGUGCAGCUGAGCUCGUUGAGUGGAUUCAACCCCACUGGCGGGUAUUACGUCCAGGGAACAGGAGCAUGA
Dichotomopilus funicola is the source of this 2511-nucleotide messenger RNA. RefSeq lists its product as uncharacterized. Gene Ontology annotation, biological process: regulation of DNA-templated transcription; DNA-templated transcription. Bases 1 to 2511 code for a protein of 836 amino acids. The record is from RefSeq and is a predicted model, not a curated record. Gene Ontology annotation, molecular function: DNA-binding transcription factor activity, RNA polymerase II-specific; zinc ion binding; DNA binding. The transcript is spliced from 4 exons. Lineage: Eukaryota; Fungi; Ascomycota; Sordariomycetes; Sordariales; Chaetomiaceae.